Molecule: messenger RNA, 480 nt
Organism: Vairimorpha ceranae
Lineage: Eukaryota; Fungi; Microsporidia; Nosematidae
Product: vacuolar atp synthase 16kda proteolipid subunit
Exons: 1
Coding region: 1-480 (159 amino acids)
Biological process (GO): proton transmembrane transport
Cellular component (GO): proton-transporting two-sector ATPase complex, proton-transporting domain
Molecular function (GO): proton transmembrane transporter activity
Source: RefSeq, a predicted model, not a curated record
AUGACACAAGACUUGUUAAUGAAUGAAGAAUCGCUCAAAACAAUGUUAAAAGGCAGUGCAGUAAUAUUUGCUAUGCUUCCUACACUGAUAGGUGUCGCCUUUGGACUUGUACAUGGAUCUAAUGGUGUAUGUAAAGCUGCUGAUUAUUCUGUAGAUCUUAUUCAUGCAAUUAUGCCAAUGGGUUUUAUUUCUGCUCCUUCAAUAUUUUCCAUUAUUAUGUUUUUUUACAUUACAAUUACAGAAGUAGAAUCUAUUGAUCAUGGAAUUAGAAUGCUUGUAUCUUGUGUUAUCCAGGGAAUAGGAAAUUGUUUUGGUGCUUAUUGUAUCGGUAAAAUGGCAUCUUGUGCAUCUGUAACCAAAGCACAGCAAAAGAAGUUUAAUGGAUCAUUCUUUUUAGUUAUGGUAUUUGGAGAGAUAGUUGCUUUGUUCUCUUUGGUAGGUGGAAUGAUUUUCUUAACACUUGGUGCCACAAAAUCUUAA